UCGGUCGUAAAGUGCGCACACUUCCGGUUCUCUCAGUUCGGCUAAGAGGGGAAUGGAUGACGGUGGCGCCCAGGACGUGGUGUCGGAGCUGGAGGGGAAGGAUGUGGGCGGCUGGGGGCUCCUGCAGAUCGCAGGGUGCACAGGGCUGGUGGCUUACUCGGUCUGGGCGCUGGUGCUGAUGCCCGGCUUCCGAAAAGUGCCGCUAAGAUUACAGGUGCCCUACGUGCCAGCCAGUGCCAAGCAAGUGGAGAACGUCAUGACGCUGCUGAGGGGGCGCGCAGGAAAGAUGGCGGACCUGGGCUCCGGGGACGGCAGAAUCGUGCUGGAGGCCGCCAGGAGGGGGUUCCAUCCUACCGUGGGGUACGAGCUGAACCCGUGGCUGGUGCGCCUGGCCUAUCUCUACGCCUGGAGGGCUGGAUACCACCGGCGGGUCACAUACUUACGAGAGGACCUGUGGAAGGUGAAGCUGCACGACUGUGACAACGUCUCCGUAUUUCUGGCCCCCAGCGUGCUCUCGCUGCUGGAGAACAAGAUGCUGGCGGAGCUGCCCAGCGGUGCCCGGGUGGUGGCUGGACGGUUCCCACUACCCACGUGGGUACCCAGUGACAUCAUCGGAGAGGGUGUAGACCGGGCCUGGGCCUACGAUAUUGGGACUGUACGGCAAGCUGUGAAGACCAAAGAGCCGGGCACCGAGGUGUGACCACGGAAGGGACAUUCACAUCCCGUCACUGUGUCCUCUUUGGGUCUGAACCUAGAAGGACUGUCAGUGGAAACCGUCAGCAAGCUUGUCGUCAUCAGAGCCGCCCUAUAACAUGGGGGCAGUGUGUACGAUCAGCAGGUUCUGGAGAGGAGGCUGGGAGAUUUCAGCUCUGACGUCUGCAGCACAGUGAAUGCAGCUCUGGAGUAUAACACAGGCUGUAAUGUAUUUUAUGAACUGCACAAUGAUCAUUUUAUUGCUAUUUAUGUAGGUUUUAGUUUUUUUUAGUUUUUCUGAUUUUACAAUGUGCGAUCAUUUUUAAAUUCUCUGAGAACCUAUCACUGAUAUCAUCAAUAAAUGGUUUAUUUUAAUGAAUUUUCAUAUUUUUUUUUUUUUAUCACUUCCUUUAAGCUGAAAGGUUUGUGACUUCUCUUCAGUUGUCCAGGCUUAAAAAAAUAAAUAAAUCAUGACAGCGCCACGCCUGUCCACAGGUCAAGUCUGGUAUUACAGCUCAUCCCCAUAGGCUUCAGUGAAGCCGAGCUGCCAUUCCAGACACAACCCACUCACAAGGGUGGCGCUGUUCCUGGAAGAAGAGAGUUUUCAGUUUUAUCCGUUUCUGGGAAAGCUGGGUGACCACUUAUUUAUCGCCCAUUAUAGUUGUCAGGUAAGUUGUCAGCCCUCCCAUUUGGAGCAUUUUCAAUUCUAUAACUGGCAGC
Messenger RNA from Bufo bufo (common toad), 1413 nucleotides. It is a transcript of the gene ANTKMT, whose product is annotated as adenine nucleotide translocase lysine methyltransferase. The transcript has 6 exons. Gene Ontology annotation, molecular function: protein-lysine N-methyltransferase activity. Gene Ontology annotation, cellular component: mitochondrion. The coding region runs from base 53 to 700 and encodes 215 amino acids. Lineage: Eukaryota; Metazoa; Chordata; Amphibia; Anura; Bufonidae. The record is from RefSeq and is a predicted model, not a curated record. Gene Ontology annotation, biological process: peptidyl-lysine trimethylation; regulation of mitochondrial ATP synthesis coupled proton transport; positive regulation of proton-transporting ATP synthase activity, rotational mechanism.